Molecule: messenger RNA, 1518 nt
Organism: Diplodia corticola
Lineage: Eukaryota; Fungi; Ascomycota; Dothideomycetes; Botryosphaeriales; Botryosphaeriaceae
Product: mip family channel protein
Exons: 4
Coding region: 1-1518 (505 amino acids)
Biological process (GO): transmembrane transport
Cellular component (GO): plasma membrane
Molecular function (GO): water channel activity
Source: RefSeq, a predicted model, not a curated record
AUGUCUCAAGAGCCGCAAGCCCCCCUCCCGAGCUACUAUGGUGAAAGGACUCCAGAUGGACGCAUUGUCAAGCGUCCGUCAAGUGAGCUCCCGGACAUGACGCCGUUGAAGUCCCCUCCUCCCCGGACCAGCUCUGAGCAGCUGGCUCCCUUGAGCUCCAACGCCAUGAUCCCCGAGAUCCAGUCACCCUCGGAAGUUCUUUCCCAUCAGAACUCUUUUAGCGGCCCUCGUGCGCCCAAUGCCAUUCAGCGUUGGGGUCCUCUCUCAGAUCCUCGUGCUAGUGAACAUGCCUGGAGGAGCACUCCCAGCAAGCGCAGGCUCGGGGACGAGUUUUAUUAUCCAGACUAUCAAGGCCCCGAGCGUAGGCCCUAUCACGACUACGAUGAUGAGCAUCCUCUCCGCCGGAACGGUACAGCUAGUGCCCGAUCGCUAAGAGAGUAUCCCGGCCCCGGCGCCUUGGUCCACCGCAACGUUGCCUACGCCGAGAGGCCUCACGAUGCCCCGUCGCCUCGUGACCCUCGUGUGCCGCGCCAGUAUUCUGAAAACAGUUACGACUAUCCCACCAGUCCCGGCGGCAACGGUUUCCGUGGACCGCCUUCUGACGCGGGAAGAGUGCUUCGUUUGCCCCUGAUAUGGUGGAUGAACUCGGAUGCAAAGAAUCACUUUGUUGCUGCGGUUGGAGAGUUCGUUGGUACCUUCAUGUUCUUGUUCUUUGCUUUCUCCGGCACGCAGGUUGCAAAUAUCGGGUCUCAGGACAACACACAAAACUCAACCACGGGCGAGUCAACUGGCUUCGACGUCAACACUCUGCAGUACAUUGCGCUCGUGUUUGCCUUUUCGCUAAUGGUCAACGUCUGGAUCUUCUUCCGCAUCUCGGGCGGCCUCUUUAACCCAGCUGUCACCUUUGCCAUGGUCAUGGUAAAGGCGGUUUCGAUUCCGCGUGGACUCCUUCUCGUAUGCUCUCAACUGGUCGGCAGCAUCUUCGCCUCGUACAUCGUGUCGGUUUUGUUCCCGACAGAGUUUAAUGUUCGAACCACGCUUUCGGAUGGCACCUCGACAGCACGAGGCCUCUUCAUCGAGGCAUUCCUGACCGCGGAGCUCGUCUUCACCAUAUUCAUGCUCGCAAAAGAGAAGCACAAGGCCACCUUCAUCGCGCCCGUCGGCAUCGGUCUCGCCCUCUUCAUCGGCGAGCUGGUCGGGGUAUACUACACCGGCGGCUCAUUGAACCCCGCUCGCAGCUUCGGACCUUGCGUUGUGAACGGCCAAUGGGAUUCAGAGCAUUGGAUCUACUGGCUCGGGCCGGCCCUGGGCGCCGUCCUCGCGGUGCUGUUCUACGAAUUCAUCAAGAUGCUCGAGUACGAGAUGGCCAACCCAGGCCAGGACGCGGUGCAUGAGGAAGAGGCCAAGCACGAAGCCGAAUCGCUCAAGAACAAGGAGAGCAAGAUCUCGCUGGCCGCGCGCAACCGCGCCGACUCGAUCAUGUCACCGCCCAAGAAGCGGUACACCGGCGACGCGUGA